AUGGCAGAAAGAAGAUUAAUAAAAGAAUAUACAAAAUAUCAAAAACAAUCACCAACAAAAACAAAUCAUCAAAUAUUAAAUUUAAAUCCAAUAUCAGAUAAUAAUUUAUUUAAAUGGGAAUCAACAAUAACAAAACAAACAUUAGAAGAUUCACCAUAUUAUUAUGGAGGUAAAUGGGAUCUUAUAAUAGAUAUUCCUGAAAAUUAUCCACAACAACCACCACAAAUAAAAUUCAAAACUAAAAUAUUACAUCCAAAUAUAAAUUUUAAAACUGGAGAAAUUUGUUUAGAUAUAUUGAAUAAAAAUUGGGUACCUACAUGGAAUUUAGAAAGUGUAGUAAUUGCAAUAUUACAAUUAAUUGAUUAUCCUGAAAUUAAUUCUCCUUUAAAUAUUGAUGCAUCAAAUUUAUUUAGAGAUGAUAAAUUAGCUUUUGAAAGUUUAGUUCAAUAUCAAAUUUGGUUAAAUGAAAAAAAUUUAAAAAAAUGUGAUAUUUCAGGGUUGAAAAAUUGA
Molecule: messenger RNA, 510 nt
Organism: Lodderomyces pseudojiufengensis
Lineage: Eukaryota; Fungi; Ascomycota; Pichiomycetes; Serinales; Debaryomycetaceae
Gene: PEX4
Product: E2 ubiquitin-protein ligase peroxin 4
Exons: 1
Coding region: 1-510 (169 amino acids)
Source: RefSeq, a predicted model, not a curated record